AUGGAGAGGACCUUCCAGAACGUAAAGCAGCCAUACCGAUGCCGACAUACCGCCAGUUUAGUGACUCCAGGAUUGCAGCAAGCCUGCCACCCUUAUUCACCCUCCCUCGUCCCUGAUCAGCAGCCACUUUGCCACCACUGCUUCUGCCGCGGUGACUUCCACCAUCGCACCAAGACCCAAAUCGGCAUGGAUAUGCGGCAACGACCACAUCAUCCCAUCGCCACCAGGGCCCAGCACGGUCGUGCGUGGGAGGCUGCAGCUGCACCGGCUCGCCACCCAACACUGUAUCAAGGCUGCUAUUCCAACCGCCACCGUUGGUGCUGGGGCCCAAUGCGGCACCAGCCAUGUUUACAACGGGCUCACAAUGUGGGCAAUGCCAGUCCCCAGAAGGAAUGCUGGGUCCAGGUCAUCGGCGCCACCGAGUUUUUUCAACUCUGA
Molecule: messenger RNA, 438 nt
Organism: Volvox carteri f. nagariensis
Lineage: Eukaryota; Viridiplantae; Chlorophyta; Chlorophyceae; Chlamydomonadales; Volvocaceae
Exons: 5
Coding region: 1-438 (145 amino acids)
Source: RefSeq, a predicted model, not a curated record